CUGCGUUGAGGUUCGCAUUGUUGGUUGGUGCGUGGUCCCGUGCGGUCGUGUCUUGGACCCUUUCUUGGCCUACUACGACGGUCGAUUGAUCGAGCGCGCGCGCAUUUUUUUCUCCCGAGUGUUCUACCGCGACGCGUUGUACUACUUGUUGAGGAUAGUGUGUGGCCUCUACUGGGGUGACUUUUCGGACUUUUGAAAACUUUUCCAAGUUCAACGUGCUCUAGGAUUCCUUUUUUUUUGGCGCGCGCUCUCUCGCGUGUUUGCGUGCGUCAGUCAGUGUGUGACGACAGUGACUGUGAAGCGUUGGCGUGAGGAUUUUUCGCAAGCUUUGGGAAGGAAAACUUUUCCCCCGGUGUUGAGGGAGUUCGUGCGUGGGGAUUAAAAAACCGGCGAAAUUGGCGCACAGCUGCGGUGGAACCCAGAACCGAUGCCGGUUCUAGUGGCGUGUUCUCACGAAGAAACGACGGAAUUUCCAUGAUUCAUGCCGGCAGAAUUGCGACAAAUGCGUUUUUCGCGGUUUUUAUUUUCUGUGAAUGUUUAAUUUGAUUUUUGCACGUGUCAAUUCGCUCACCGGCGCAAAUAUCGCCGAAAGUGGUCAACCGGAAUAAAAGUACCCAAACUUGGUUGGUUUUCAUUCAGCGUAAGUGCGUUUUUUUUCUCUCUUUCUCCUCAAAAAAAAAAUAUAUAUAUUUCUGUUUGUUAAAAAUAUGAGUGCCAAUCGAAGAGCCGGAAUGUGUCCCACGUGGUGGCCAACCGUUGCGCUGGCGCUUGUGGUCGUGGCCGGGUGUGUGCCCGGUGCCCUCGGUGGGUCCUGCCGGGAGGCGGCCCUGUGCUGCAACGGGCGCGAUUCGUCCUGCGUGGUGCAAAAAGCGCCACUGAACGCGAUUAUCGAGGAUUUGAACGAUAAGCCGUGCUACUGCGAUCACGCGUGCUUGCGGCUCGGCGAUUGCUGCGACGAUUUCAAGGCACACUGUGGUGUUUUACUGAUUUUGUUUUUUUUUUUUUUUCUUGUUUUCUUCCCAGAAACGGCCCUCCUGCUGCCCGCCAAUCUGUCCAAGAGCCGUCACGAGAACGACACCAGCGACAUCCGCCGGAACCUGAGGCUGCGCUACAAAAACGCAUUCAAACACAACCGAGGAAACGAGUACUGCCUAGAGUAUGAAGUAAUUAAGGCCACCAAGGCUUGCCACCGGGACAAAACGUACAGCGCGCUGGCCGAGGGAGACCGUGUCGUGGUGCGGUGUGACCUGGAGGCCCUGCACGAGGACACGUCGGCCACCGGAGCGACGACGGCCACCGAAAUCUCCAACAACUCCAUCCAGGACGACGACGGCAACGCCGAGGGGGAACCGCACCACAAGCACGAGCGAAAGCCCAAAUUCCGGUGCCGCGGGGAGGGUCUGACCGGUCGGAGCACCCGGUUCACCAGUCUGGCGCUGCCGUCCUGCCGUGGCAAGUGGAUGCGCGUGACGGCCAAACAGCUGAAGAAGUGCUCGUCCGCCGAGGAGCAGUUCAUUUUCGUUUAGGGUGGUGGUGUGGUGGGAGGGGAGAAGGAGGUAAGAGAGGAUCAUCGGAUGAAAAGUGCAAAGUCCUUUCGAGCAAGGAGGAGAUGGAGGAGGAGGGUUGUGGUGUCACGUGAAAGUGACACUGGAAAUGUGUAUCAUUGACAAUAUUAAGCUUUUCGGAACCGGAGAGUAAGAGCGAAGAACGAACCAAUAUAAAGUCACACGCCAUAAUGGGGAAGCAGCUUUUCAGUGAGGGUUGGAUCGGGAUGAAUGAACAAAUAGAAACUAAAACACACAUACAAUUGCGCUCAGUUGCAUAAAAACGAUGAAGAAAAAAAUUAACAAAUUCAAGAUAAAAUAAAAAUAAUAAUAAUAAAUUGUGAUAUUUUUUCAUAUUUUACAAAUUCUUAAUGGCAGAAGCACAGACCAUUUUUUGUCUCAAAAUACCCUCAAAAAACACAUAUUAAAUAUGUUAGACAUUUGUUUAUCAAAAAUCCUAAUUGUCUUAUGUAAAAUCCAAAAUAUAAGUAUAUGCAUUUUUAUCAGAACGAAUAGUUUAUUCAUACAACCUGGCUCAGUAGCGCUGGAUAUUCCCUCAACCCCCGCUGGUUGGUCACUUUUUCGUUUGACACUUUUUUAGUUUGUACCCCGUUGGUUGGUCAAAGUCAAACUAAAAAGUGACGAACUGUCACUUUUUACACGGCGCUCGCGCAAACGAUCAAAACAUACGUUUGGUAAUGUGUGUGAACUCCGUGUAAAAGGGUUGUCAAACUAAAAAGUGACCCCGUUCGUUUGACAACGGUUGGUGUCAAACCAUCGAGGAGUGUUUAAAAAUCGAAUUUUGUAAAGAAUUGCAUAUAUUUUUUUUACAAUUUCAAAAAAAAAUGAAUUUUUCAGUGAUACGCUUGUUUUUUUUAUUUAAUCUAGAGUCCAUUUGUGUUUGGUCAACUCAACAAUCAAAACAGUGGCGAUAAGUAUUACUUUUUUCUGAUGAUAAGUAGACAUUUUUUGCAAUAAAACGAUAAGAAAUGUAAGUAUUUCCACGAGGGAGCUCCAAAUUUUUUUUUUCAUUCAAAAAUUAUAACUUAUACAAGAUUGUAAUACUAAUCACUAAAAGACCGAAGUAAUAUAUAAAAAUUUUUAUGCAACUGAGUGUACCAAACAGGCAGAUUGAAAAAGAAAACUCAAAGUGAAAACAAGUUACACACAGAACAAAAAAAAAUCCAACACUCAAACACAAGCAUGGAACGAAAGUCGAGAAAACUUGUUAGCUUUAGGACAGGUGACAGUGACAUUUACUGUCACAAGUUUUUAAACCUUUUUUCCUUUGUUGCCGAAGCAGUGAAAAUUGAAAAUCGAACCGAUCGGUGGGAAGAGAGAGAUUUUUUUGUUUUCUAAGAUUGUAGGAGAUAAGUAGUGGAAAACUACCCAGCCCAGAGUGGAAGAGACGAAACAUGAAAGCAUCAGAAAUCGAUUUGGGAGCUCGGCCCGUCUCGGCGAAGAUUAUCAAUCACAGUUCACACUAUAUAUAUUUAUUCGUCACUCGUCACAGCACCCGAUGUAACCCCGUAAAGGCGCAAAAAGGUUAGGUUUGAGUAGUGAAUUCCGUUUUUGCGUUUAGAAAGCCACACCUUACAGUAUAUUUUACCACGAUGAUUUCCAAAACUGCCCCGUAAACAGUUCGAGACACCACAAUUGUAAGAAUUUUAAGCAGUGCGUUUUAUAAUAAAAAUUAAGAUACAAAGAGCAAAUCAGUUUAGGAAAGUGCCAUAUCACUGGAAGCAAAAUCGGGCACAUUUCGAGCAGCAGUUACUUACACAUUCAGAGUCAGUAAAUUGGUGAGUCGAAUCGAAAAUAUUAAGCAAAUAGCUAGAACAGAUUAUGGACUCAUCACAAUGAAAUUAAAAAAAAAGCAGAAAAGGUUUAUAAAUACACUUAAAUAUGAUUAAUUUAGAAGAAUCAGUACGUAUCAUUAGGAUUAUGUUCAGUCUCGGUUAAAUAUGUACAAUAAUGUUAAAUAUAAAUCGUAAAAG
Molecule: messenger RNA, 3538 nt
Organism: Culex quinquefasciatus (southern house mosquito)
Lineage: Eukaryota; Metazoa; Arthropoda; Insecta; Diptera; Culicidae
Exons: 4
Coding region: 708-1526 (272 amino acids)
Source: RefSeq, a predicted model, not a curated record